Messenger RNA from Alexandromys fortis (reed vole), 1717 nucleotides. It is a transcript of the gene Gapt, whose product is annotated as GRB2 binding adaptor protein, transmembrane. Gene Ontology annotation, biological process: B cell proliferation involved in immune response; B cell homeostasis; immunoglobulin production involved in immunoglobulin-mediated immune response. The transcript has 3 exons. The coding region runs from base 342 to 818 and encodes 158 amino acids. Lineage: Eukaryota; Metazoa; Chordata; Mammalia; Rodentia; Cricetidae. The record is from RefSeq and is a predicted model, not a curated record. Gene Ontology annotation, cellular component: membrane.
AGAGGAACAGUGCUCAGCCCAAGCAAGUCUGAUGAAGGGUGACUGAGAGCCCAGCACUCCAAGGCUUGAAGUGAGUGGGAACGCGAUUUAAAGUGUUUGGGUAAAGAAGAGAGCAGGUUUGUAGAUGGUGGAUUUCCCAACCUUCCCUUUCUUGAGGUUUCUACUGUACUAUUGUCUUCUGCUUCAUUUUGUGAUCCACUGAAAGAAAAGGAAGGUCUGGAAAAGAAAUGGCUAAAAGAGCCUCCAAACUCGGUUUUGAACCACAACAGGCUAUCAAAAAUUGCAUCUGCUUGAGCACGCAAAUUCAUUAGCCACAUUGAGCCGCUGACCACUGUAUUGAAAUGUUGAAAAGCUUUGUGAGCUCUUCGAUGGGCGUGGCGGUUGGCGUUUCCCUCCUUCUACUUCUCGUCGUCUGUGGAAUUGGGUGUGUUUGGCACUGGAAGCGCAGGGAAUCCACAGCACUUACCUUACCGAAGUUUAUGCAAAGGAGAAAUAACAGACAUAAGGACUUCGCAAAAACCCUUGACUUGAACCCCCACAUGGUUUGCCCAAGCUCUAAAACUUCAGGGGAAAGCAAAGGCCACAAGUCUACCGUCAAGAGAAAUAGGACGCAUGGCGAGUACGAAAAUGUGCAAGUGGGUCCCGCCAGCGCGGAGGCAUCGACGGAGAAGGCGCUAUAUGAAAACACGCAGCCAUCUAAUCCCGAGGAACAUGUCUACGGAAAUCAAACAGACGCCCUCUAUUGUAAUUUCCAGAAGCCUAGUCCUCUUCCUCCUCCCCAAGAUGAUGACACAUACAUCCUUCCAGAUUCCUACUAGCUUUUCAACGAACUGAGACGCAUUGCUGCAGGAAAAUAAGCGAUCAGCAGGCCUCCGGGUGGACUGAUGUCAUCAUGAUCAAAAUAUCCUGAUGAAAUCAGUGCUCUCUUUUCUGUCUCCACCCUCAUAAAUCCUCACUAAGCGAACCACUGUUGACAAAUUCUAGAAACCACCUCUGCCUUGGAUUAAAUCUGUGCUAUAUUAUAUUAAUUCUUCUUUUAAACAUUUGUUGGUAGAGCUUUCUUUCAUUCCUUCCUUUGCCCACUUUGAGGCUCAGUAUUAUUGCCACAGUCUCUUAGCAGUUCAUCCUUCUCUUGUUUUACCUUGAUGAGGGGCUAACCUUUCACACACAAGGUCUUCCGAAUUAACUCCAUCCAAUCAAUAGCCUAUUGAUAGUGCAGCAUAUUGAUCUUCAGGAAAUUUCGAUCAUAUCAUAUCAUUAAACAUCAUAUCAUUUCUUUGCCAAAAAAUAACUUUAUGCCCUGUUUGCAAAAGGCAUAAAGCCCACACAUCCGAGUCCAGAAUUUAUUACUUUUUCAGCUAUAACAUUCGUUCUCAGUUAUUUCCCUAACCCCUCGCUUCAUUGCUUGUAUCAAGUCAUCUCAAAGCUACCAAGCCCCACUCUCUACCCCACGGCAUUGCUUGUCCACCUUCUCAAGCCUCCGAUUACACCUUCUUCUCCCUGCAUCCUCUGCAUCGCGUUAAAGCCUCCAUUUCCCUUAGAUCUUACUCCCUGUUUAAUUCUUGGAGAAUUUGAAGAUAUCAAUGUUUUAUUACUAAAUAAUAUUGAUAACACCUUUAGUUUCAGCUAACUAGGAAGGAACUGGUUCGUAGUCAUACUUUAAGCCCCAAAGAAAUCUUAUGGGGAACUAAAAGUUUGGGUAAUUGGCAAAAUUGUA